Messenger RNA from Gekko japonicus, 4218 nucleotides. RefSeq names its product protein phosphatase 1 regulatory subunit 13B (gene PPP1R13B). Gene Ontology annotation, molecular function: p53 binding; transcription factor binding. The record is from RefSeq and is a predicted model, not a curated record. Gene Ontology annotation, biological process: apoptotic process; regulation of apoptotic process; negative regulation of cell cycle. Bases 1 to 3456 code for a protein of 1151 amino acids. Gene Ontology annotation, cellular component: nucleus. The transcript is spliced from 17 exons. NCBI's taxonomy places the organism in Eukaryota, Metazoa, Chordata, Lepidosauria, Squamata, Gekkonidae.
AUGAUAUUAACUGUGUUCCUGAGCAACAAUGAACAGAUUUUGACUGAAGUGCCAAUUACACCUGAAACAACAUGUCGAGAUGUAGUAGAAUUCUGCAAAGAACCUGGUGAAGGCAGUUGCCAUCUUUCUGAAGUGUGGCGUGGAAAUGAACGGCCCAUUCCCUUUGAUCACAUGAUGUAUGACCAUCUACAAAAGUGGGGACCUCGCAGGGAGGAGGUGAAAUUUUUUCUCCGACAUGAAGAAUCGCCAACAGAAAGCAGCGAUCAGGGCCGCCUGACUCAAAAUCAGAGGAAUGGAGUUAAUAUACCUGUCGAGAAACGUACUGAAAAUGGGGUUGGGAAUCCACGUGUUGAACUCACGCUUUCUGAACUUCAGGAUAUGGCUGCCAGGCAACAGCAGCAGAUCGAAAAUCAGCAGCAAAUGUUGGUUGCCAAGGAACAGCGUUUACGUUAUCUCAAGCAGCAAGAACGCCGUCAGCAGCAGUCUGUUUCCGAGAGUGAAAAGCUUCAGAAACUGAAGGAGCGAGUGGAGACCCAGGAGACGAAGCUGAAAAAGAUCCGUGCCAUGAGAGGGCAGGUGGAUUACAGCAAGAUCAUGAACGGCAAUUUGUCUACUGAGAUAGAGCAUAUCAGUGCCAUGUUCCAAGAAAAGCAACAGGAAUUACAAGCGGCAGUGUUAAAAGUAGACCAGCUUACUCAACAGCUAGAAGACUUGAGAAAAGGGAAGCUGAAUGGAUUCCAGUCUUACAAUGGACAGAUGACGGGGCCCGCGGCUGUAGAAUUAAAGAAAUUGUAUCAAGAGCUACAGAUUCGUAACAGGCUUAACCAGGAACAGAACACCAAGCUGCAGCAGCAGAAGGAGCUCCUGAACAAACGCAACAUGGAGGUGGCCAUGAUGGACAAGCGCAUCAGUGAGCUACGCGAGCGCCUGUACAAGAAAAAAGUUGAGGCACGUCAAAAAGAAAACAUCCCUUUGAACCGGAUAAACGGAACGUCGUCUCCUCAGUCUUCCUUGAGCACUUCAGGCAGAGUCGCGGCCGUGGGGCCCUACAUUCAGGUUCCUAGUUCCAGCAGUUACACUGUGCCAGUAGACCCCGUGAAGCCGCAGUCUCUCACCAUCACCACUAGUGGGACUCACGGAAGAUCCAAAUCCGAUACAGACUUUGGGGGUGUGAAAAAAUCUCCAGCUCCCUGGAAGAUUUCUGAUUUAGACAUUAUAGUGGAUCCUAUUCUCUCACCUCCCUCUCUUCAGUCUGCUGCUCACAAUAUCAUCCAUUCAGCAUCUACUCUUUCUGAGAUUCUGCACUCAAACGAUGGAAACUGGCCACCGCUUAAACAGAACUCGGGUCCUGUGGUAAAGCCCCCACAAAUCUCCAACGCAGACUGGAAGGAAUCAAACAUGGAUGCUGCUUUAAAACAAGGAACGAUUUCCAGUCAGCCUGUGUCUUCUUCAGUAUUAGGGAGUACCGAUAAACUGGGCCUUGAUAUGGGGAAGGUGCCGCCAAGCAUAUCUGGUGUAAGCAAGCAGGUGCCUCAAAACUACGGGACCUACCCAAGCACUGUCCCUUUAGGCACAGGUUCCACCAAUUCCUUGGAAAGACGAAAGGACGGCAGUCUACCGAGACCGGGUUCUACAGCAGCCAACAGGCAAAGGCCUGUCCCGUUACCACCAGCAAGUGGCGCUCAUCAGCCAGGCUCUUCCCAGCAAAUACAGCAGAGGAUAUCUGUGCCUCCCAGCCCCACGUACCAACCUCCUGGCGCCCCCUUAUUUCCAGGCGGAGACGGCAGGCCUGACCUCCCCUUAACUGUGGCCAUCAGGCCUUUCCUGGCUGACAAAGGCUCGAGGCCCCAGUCUCCCCGGAAAGGGCCGCAGACUGUGAACUCUAGCUCCAUCUACUCCAUGUACCUUCAGCAAGCGACGCCACCAAAGAGCUACCAGCAGGCCGUGUACAGCACUCUCAACAAAUCCGUUAAAGCAGUUUACGGGAAGCCUGUGGUCCAGUCCGGUUCGACUUCUCCUUCGCCGUUGCCAUUCCUUCACGGAUCUCUACCAGCCAAUGCACCACAGCCUCCGCCUCCGAGCGACUGUAGUGAAAAAGAGCAGGAGGUGGAGAACGCCCCGCCCUCUGGGGAGAACGUUGAAAACAUUCCCCGCCCCCUCAGCCCCACAAAACUGACGCCCAUCGUCCAUUCCCCCCUGCGCUACCAAAGUGACGCUGACCUGGAGGCUCUGAGGAGGAAACUGGCCAACGCCCCCAGGCCUCUGAAAAAGCGAAGCUCCAUCACUGAGCCGGAAGGGCCCAGCGGACCCAACAUACAGAAGCUCCUGUAUCAGCGCUUUAACACCCUGGCGGGGGGGAUUGAAGGGGCCCCCUUUUAUCAGCCAGGCAACUCCCAGGACUUCAUAGGCACACUGGCAGACGUCGAUAACGGGAACGCCAACACCAACGGCAACAUCGAGGAGCCCGUUCCUGCACCACCCACGGCUCCUCUCCCCGACGAACCUUCGUCCGAUGCCAACGACAAUGAGCUUCCAUGUCCUGCGACGGAGGAGCUGAUCAGUGCAGACACCACGCCUCAGCCACCUGAACCUACGGAGGACGAUAACAACAACAACAACCCUGCCGUGGUCCCUCCUGUGGAGCGCCCCCCGAGUCCCACCCCCGAAGGCAACACCCCAGUGGAAGACGAAGUGCAGCUGCCCCCUGCUCCUCCUCCUCCUCCGCUUCCUGUAGUAAGUUGCUGCGGAAAGCAGGCGGGAGUUUUGAUUAGCAAGGCCAAACGGACCAACCUGAAGAAACCCAACUCCGAGAGAACCGGCCACAGUUUGAGGGUCAAGUUCAACCCGCUGGCCCUCUUGCUGGAUGCCUCCCUGGAAGGAGAGUUCGACUUGGUGCAAAGGAUCAUCUACGAGGUGGAUGACCCCAGCAAGCCCAACGACGAAGGAAUCACCCCUCUGCACAAUGCGGUGUGUGCCGGCCAUCACCACAUAGUGAAGUUCCUGCUGGAUUUCGGAGUCAAUGUGAAUGCGGCCGACAGCGACGGAUGGACUCCUUUACACUGUGCAGCAUCUUGCAACAGCGUCCACCUCUGUAAGCUGCUCGUCGAAUCCGGGGCAGCGAUUUUUGCCUCCACUAUAAGUGACAUAGAAACGGCAGCAGACAAAUGUGAGGAGAUGGAAGAGGGUUACAUUCAGUGUUCCCAGUUUCUGUACGGUGUGCAAGAGAAGCUGGGAGUGAUGAACAAAGGGGUAGUGUACGCGCUGUGGGAUUACGACGCUCAGAACAAUGACGAGCUGUCAUUCCACGAAGGAGACGCCAUCACCAUCCUAAGACGCAAAGACGACAACGAGACGGACUGGUGGUGGGCUCGGCUCAAUGACAAAGAAGGCUAUGUGCCUAAAAAUGUCUUGGGGUUAUACCCAAGAAUAAAGCCUAGGCAACGAACCCUUGCCUGAAUUCUACCUUUGGCAGUGCAAUAUCUUGCUGGCAACUGGAAGACAGAAAGUAUACACUGGAGACAUUUUUCAGUCACAUUUCACCAGGAGAAAUAAAGCUAUACUUGUUUUUAAAUGGUGCUCUUGUUAAUAUAAUGGACAGCAUUUGAGGUUUCCAAUCUGCUGUUUGUAAGUGAGGUCUGCUCUGCGUUAAACUCGCCCGCUCCUUGGGGAGAGGUACUCAACACAGCCUACAGCAUUUCUUUUUGCCAGUCAAAUUAAAGAGAACAAAUGUACUUGUGCUAAAUGUUGGGGGGGGGGGACUUUUUGCAAAAUGCAGAUAUGCUGUCUGAUCUGUUCUAGUCCACAGUAACUAUCCUGACAUGUCAAGACCUUUUGCUAUUAAAAGUUGUCAGCUGAAUGUUGAGUUUACUGUGUUAAAUCCUUAAAAGAGCUUGGGUGAGAGUUGACCGCUGGGAGUCGCCAACAGCCCUCUAGUAUCAAGACAUUAUUGACAAAACAAGAGAAGCAUCAGAGCUGGAUGGAUUUUUUUUUUGUGCACUUCUCCAAACAGCACUUCCUCCUUCACUUGAUGUUUUUUCUUGAUACUCCCGCUUACAAGCACCGGUUUUAACUUUCCCCGUUUCCCCGUUUUAUACUUCUUCACCCGCCACACCCUGGAUUGCCUCUUCUGGACAAACCCACAUUCAGAUUUGAGGGACUUGUAUGUUUAUACGGAAGAAAAGUGCAAUAGUUGAAAAGGGGGUAAGAGUAAGGUUAUUU